Trichoderma aggressivum f. europaeum is the source of this 1053-nucleotide messenger RNA. RefSeq lists its product as uncharacterized. The transcript has a single exon. Gene Ontology annotation, biological process: regulation of signal transduction; regulation of dephosphorylation. The coding region runs from base 1 to 1053 and encodes 350 amino acids. Gene Ontology annotation, cellular component: cytosol. The record is from RefSeq and is a predicted model, not a curated record. NCBI's taxonomy places the organism in Eukaryota, Fungi, Ascomycota, Sordariomycetes, Hypocreales, Hypocreaceae. Gene Ontology annotation, molecular function: protein phosphatase 2A binding.
AUGGCUUCGUCCGACGAGCCGCAAUCCCUCCGCGCCGUCUUCGAGGCCGCCGAAGACAAGCGUCAAGAAGUCAACGAAGCUCCCAGCGCAACGUCUCCCAAAUACGCAGAAGAUCUCGCAGCCGCGCUGAAGCUGUACACACAGGCCCUCGAGCAGAUCUCGGCGCUGUCGCUCUUCUCGGCCAACGAGGGCUUGGAAGACGUUGCGACGUCGUCGUUGCCGUACUUGCUCGUGGACUUUUACUUUGCUGAGCUUGUGCAGCGGACGCCGCAUUUGGCGCCGAAGGAGAGGCUGGAGGUUCUGGAGAGGGCGAGGGCUUCGUAUGAGAGGUUUUUGAACGCGGUGGAUGGGUAUGGAUUGGUGACGGGGCCGUAUGGCAAGAUGUUGGAGCGGUAUCGUGAUGAUGAGGAGGCGUUUGCGGCGGUGGCGGGGGACAUGGCGGCGAAGAGGGAGGCCAAGAUUGCAAACUUCAAGGCGGAAAAGGCGUUGCGGGAGAAGCUGCAGAUGCUGAAGCGCAACCCGCGGUAUCUUGAUCACGGUGAUGAGGAGCUCGUGCGCGAGGUGCACGUCGCCAGCAUCCGGUUCUCAAUCCACAACGCCUUCCAGGCGCUCGACUCGCUCAACCGCGAGGUGCCGCUGCUUCGAUCCGCGCCCUCGCCGACUGCCGCCCCGAAGGCCUCCUCCGACGAUCCCACAGACACGUCCUUCCGGCUCGACCAGCCUCUCGGCCAGCUCCGCGCCGGCGCCGGCGGACCCUUGCUCUCUACAAAGGGAAAGCCUCUCCAGCCGUUUACGCUCGUGGGCUCUCGCGCCGAUCUCGCCCGCGGCGUCUUCCGGCCGGGACACAACCUGCCCACCAUGUCGAUCGACGAAUACCUCGAGGAGGAGCGGCGCCGGGGCGGCAUCCUCGAGGGCGGCACGGAGCCUCCAAAGCAGGAGGUCGACGAGGACGAUAUGGAGGCUGUCGAUCGAGCGACGUACAAGGCGAGGCAGUGGGACGAUUUCACGGACGAUAAUAGGAAGGGGUCGGGGAAUACGCUCAACAUGGGUUAA